Messenger RNA from Ogataea polymorpha, 4549 nucleotides. Its product is annotated as caspase. Gene Ontology annotation, biological process: proteolysis. The transcript is spliced from 5 exons. The record is from RefSeq and is a predicted model, not a curated record. Lineage: Eukaryota; Fungi; Ascomycota; Pichiomycetes; Pichiales; Pichiaceae. Gene Ontology annotation, molecular function: cysteine-type endopeptidase activity. Bases 3335 to 4525 code for a protein of 396 amino acids.
GAUUUUUCGUAUACAUUAAGACUGUGCCCUCGCAACGUACGCAGCGGAGCAAAAACUGAAAAAUGCAAAUAAGUCCUAAACAUAUAGAGUUUGAGCCACCGUUCACAACCUCGGCUACAAGCUCCAUUACAAUCACCAACGAUUCGCAAACUAGUAUCGCUUUCAAAGUGAAAACCACAGCCCCAAAGCUUUACUGCGUGCGUCCUAAUGCCUCGAUCGUCAAGCCUGGAUCGAGCAUGGAUGUGUCUAUCAUAUUUCAGGGACUUCCAAAGGAGCCUGCGAUUGGCACCAAGUGCAAAGACAAAUUCCUGAUCGUUUCCGUCCCAUGCUCCGAUGAUCUCGAUCCGAAAUCCGUUUCCACCAUAUGGCCUGAGCUUCAAUCCCAAGCGGGCUCCACCACUGAUGUGAAGGUCAAGGUGGUUUUCAACUACAGUAGCUUAACCAACACUAUCCAGGAAGAAUCUUCACAGCAAUCUAAAUCAGACGACAGGGACCCCGCUGUGUUGGCAGCUGCUCCAUUGGCCAAUGGCCACAGUGGUGUAGAUGAAAAACCUGUCUCCGAGAAGAAAGCGGUGAGUUCCGACGAUGUGUUACCAGAGACCAUGCCUUUGGCCCCAGCUACCACUGACAACAAAGAAGCUGCAGCAGCCGUUGCUCCAGCUAAGCAGGAACCUGCUACUAGCUCUACUUCUUCCAACGUAACAACCCAACAAGAGUACUCUGCUAAACAUUUCAAGGCUGUGAUGAGCUUUCGACAUCCAAACAUCGCAUCGGGAGCAUCUUCGAUGCAAACACCAGACGUUAAUCCCAGUCUCAUAAGUAUUCAAAGUACAGAAGAUAACUCCUCGGUUUAUAAUCCGUCAUUUCAUACUGAUCACGAUGCCGACUCUGGAGAGGAGAGCGAUCCAGAAAUCAUCAUAACAAACAGCCCCUUUGAGGAAAACUCCAGAAAGCGCAGGGCUUCAGAGUCCCUUACAGAUACAGAAGAGAGUGACGAUGACCUUAUAAUUUUGGGAUCUGAUGGCGAGACACAGGAAGAAAAGAAAACCACAUCCGAUCUGUUACACGACGCCGUUAGUCGCCAAAACAGCGUAAAGACUUUGACAGAUGUGACUUGUCCUAUUUGUUUUGACGAGAUUGAGCAAUGUGUUUUCCAAGGUUCGGAACGGCUCUCGGGGAUGUUGUGCACUUUGCCGGAAGGUGGUCCAGUAUAAAGAUCUUGUUUGGCUUAAGGUGCGAAUAUUAAAAGAUUCGCGCUGAUUAGAUUAAUUUAUUAUGGUUACCACCGACUACCCCAAAAGUCGGAGACCUGCUGAGGACAACGAGCCUUUUUUGUUGGCGGGCUUCCAACAUUCAGCGCCGUAUGCUAGGAUUAAAAAGGGAAAGUUCAAAGGACUCAUUGAUAGCAGGUCGCUGCGCUGUCGAUACCAUUCAGUGGAUCGCAAUUUUUGUGUUUGUGGGUCUCUACCCCUAGUCUCUAGUCCACUGCGCAAAUGCUCCCCGUCUUCUCCCGACAAUGCGUUCGGCCAAAUACAAAACAUGAGCUUACGGCCAUCAUCCUCUUCCAGCUCGUCGAGUUCUUCCUGCUCCUUUCCUUCGCUGACACUCUCGUAUUUCACCAAGGUUGGGCGCCCUAGACAGUGGAGCUGCGAAACGUCUCAAAAUGGAAAGGAGAACGAAAUCAGCGAGAAAAAAUUGUCGUACACUGAUCCCAAGGCUUGUAAUGCGUCCAAAAUGACCUCUGGUAAUUUCCAAACCGACAACGUUACUGCACUAAUAGAUUCAUUUGAUACUGACGCGUCCGCCGCGAUGGAUAUAUCAUCAACUGGUAUGGGGAAUAUCAUCAAGUUUGUGUCAGGUUCUGACUACAUGUUCAACAAGAAACUGAUGACUUUGCUUCACAAAGAUCAGAAGAUGAAGUACGAUGAUAGUGAAGGGAACAGCCACAGUUCAGCGUCUAAUGCACAGGGCUUUCCCAAACAACUAGACCCUUAUUCCAAUAUAUCGUCUCAAACAGAAAGUAAGGAGGCCGGUCUCGACAAGCUCCGUUGUCGGCCAUGUGGGAAGAAAAACAAGAUACUUUUGAACUAGCAUCGUGGUCCGCUACCACUAUUUACAAGCUACUCAACUAUAUAAUGCAUCAAAUACGUUAUAUACGUUACAUUGACUCGUAUAGCACAGACCUCAUGAUUUUUUAUAUCGCAUUUUUCAGUUGGAGCGAUCAUUGAGUAUAUCGAUAUUCAUUUUUAGGCGUUCGCACUUUAUCCGUCAAAAUCUAAUUGAUUUUCCAGAUUGGGUCUAUAAAAAUUUUGACGUUUUCUGCAGAAUUUCGGCCAUUGAUUUUUCGGCUACAACUCACGUCUCCUACCUCACUGGAUCUCGAAAUGGAACAGGAUGAUGAUGAGAUCUCUUUGCGAUCCUUGGAGUCAACAAUAUCAGACUUCAAUGAUCGGCAAGAUUUGUUCGUAUCAGUCUCAGUCCAGGGGGAGGUGCAUGACAAAUGGGUCCUCACGACAAUUCCAAUGAGCAACAACCACAUUUCCUCAAGACCAGUUGCGCAAAGUCUUUUGAGGAAUUCGAAUAAUGAACUGUCGAGGAUAAUUGAGCUGAGAAAGCUUUCUCGAAGCGUGAGGACGCCUGAAAAAUUAAAGUACAAUGUGCUAGACGGGUCCGCUCUGACAAAAUUGAACUGGAUGAAACUCUUAAACGGGUAUAUUCGUGGUUCAGAGAAACCAAUGGCGUUUGAUGAGUCAGAUUUCUCGCUUUGUCUUAGAUAUAAAGCUGUGAGCUAUGCUGCUACCAAAGCUUCCCUCUUAUCGAAAUUCUGUGCAGAUUGCUCGAGUAUUCUGAACUCUGAAAAGCCAACCCCAAUUUUGGUCGAGGGUUUGAUCAUCAAUCACCGCGAAGAGAUCCAAGAUAGCAAAAUGAGCUCAAAUAAAGAAGAAAAGUCUUCAAGGAGAGGGUUUCUUUUUUUUGGUAAGAGGACCACCAACUUAAUGAGAUACGCGUCUGCGCUUGACGAGCUUGUCAGUGUUCUGGAAAGAGUGGAAACCGAAAGUAUUCCACUGUCCCAUAAGAUCGAACGGUUCGUGAAUCACUAUUAUAUGUCCUUCAUCGAGAAAGAUUACCUGACUUUCAUGCACCAAAUCGAACAGGAGUCAGAGUUUUUAAUUGACAACUGGAUAUAGCAGCUCAAAAUCUCUUAAAUCACUUUUGCAAGGCUUAGGCUCAGCCUAAGUGCUAUUUUUGCCUCACACAUAGAUCUUGCUCGAUUGGUCGUGCAGCUCCACAAAAAGCUUAUAAACAAUUUCCAUUUCGUCGUUUCACUUCUUCGAUGUACCCAGGAAACUCGCACGCCAAUUACGGCAACCAAUACCAGCGUCCCUCGGGCCCUCCUCCCUCGCGGAUUUAUCAACCCCCAGCGGGUGCACCGCCUUCCCGACAGUAUGAGCGCCCCCCUGCUCCUCCUCCAAACUGGGGGAAUCAACAAACACAAACGUACCAAGGUACCGGUGGUGUUUCCUAUCAACAGCCCACGCAGCAACCGCCAAUGCCAAACUUCAACAUGCAAAAUCAGCAAAUAAAUGGCACCAACAAUGUGCAGCAAUUUCAAUACUCAUCUUGUACCGGUCGCAAAAAAGCUUUGUUGGUCGGAAUCAAUUAUAUUGGCACAAGCAACGCAUUGAGAGGAUGCAUCAACGAUGUGCACAACAUGUUUAAUUUCCUGACCCAGACUCAAGGAUACAAGGCUGAAGACAUAGUGAUGCUGACAGACGAUCAAAGAGAACUUGUUAAGGUCCCAACUAAGGCCAACAUGAUCCGUGCUAUGCAAUGGCUCGUCAAAGAUGCACGGCCAGGAGAUUCUCUUUUUUUCCAUUAUUCGGGUCAUGGAGGACAAGAAGAGGACCAGGAUGGAGAUGAGGAAGACGGAUAUGACGAUUGUAUUUACCCAGUGGACUUUCAACAAACGGGAUCUUUGGUUGACGACGUGAUGCACGACAUCAUGGUGAAAUCAUUGCCAGCAGGUUGCAGACUCACGUGUAUUUUCGAUUCAUGUCAUUCAGGAACUGCCCUCGACCUACCUUUCUGUUACAGAGCCCAAGAUGGUGGCAUCAAGGAGUAUAAUGUCUGGAAAGAAAGUUCAGGCGAUGCCUUGAAUCUGGUGACAGGCUACCUCACCCGCAACACUGGCUUGAUGAUGAACUCGGUAAGCAACGUCUUCAAGCGUAUCAAAGCUACUUCUGGAUCACGUGCUGAGCAGAUCAAGCAGGCUAAAAUGUCACCUGCAGAUGUUAUCAUGUUUUCAGGUUGCAAAGAUUCACAAACCUCUGCCGAUGCCAAUGAAUCUGGCUCUUUCACGGGUGCUUUGAGUUACGCAUUUAUCAAGGUUUUGAGGGAGAACCCUAUACAGAGUUAUCUCACGCUGUUGCAAAACAUCAGGGCAGUCCUUGCACAAAAAUACACCCAAAAACCGCAGCUCUCUUCAUCUCACCAAAUCGAUCCAAAUGUUCGAUUUAUUAUGUAACAAGUAAAGACUAACAAAUAAAAU